Molecule: messenger RNA, 684 nt
Organism: Hyaena hyaena (striped hyena)
Lineage: Eukaryota; Metazoa; Chordata; Mammalia; Carnivora; Hyaenidae
Product: translation initiation factor IF-2-like
Exons: 3
Coding region: 43-684 (213 amino acids)
Source: RefSeq, a predicted model, not a curated record
GGCGCCUGCAGGUGUGUUUGCGCAUGCGGGGGAGGGGAGAAAAUGGCGUCGCGGGGCUGCCCUGGCCGGGGCCUGAAGUCUGUGCUCUCCGGGAAUCCGCAGUCACACACCUGUCCUUCGUCUCCGGCUCCCGUCCCCUCCCGCUCUUACAGUGUCCAGGGCCACGCCGUCAGGUUGCCGGGCGGCACGUCCCUCAGUGUUACCUCAGAUGCGGCUGACCCCUCACUCCUGAGGGCCUGCGGCUCGGCUCCGCUCAGGCCUCUGGGGAGGGUCUUACCGAGCAGCGGCUGGUGCCCGUCGCCCCAGGACCGUUCGCGGGACCGCACUGCUGCCGGCGCCCAGGGACGGCGGCCGUGUGGCAGCGGGAGCCGAGGACCCCGCCCACUGCGCCCCUGGGGGCGCCUUCCCGCCAGUGCAGCGCCGGGUCCGAAGGGGAGAGCUCCCCGAGUGUCAGUGGUGGGUGCAGGGUCGGCAUGGAGUGGGGUUACAGCUGGAGGUACUGACUGGAUUAAGGAGAGGGGCUCCCAGGUACCAGAACCCCAGGGUGCUCCUGCCUCAGCCCAGGGCCUGGGGCCAGGCAGAUGUCAAGGCUUGAGUUGGGGGAUCAAGACGGCCACGAGCGAUGGGAGACAUGGGCUGGUGAUGACGAUGGGGGAGGAGAGGAGGAGCAUGGAGGGGAUUUAA